Molecule: messenger RNA, 1806 nt
Organism: Pistacia vera
Lineage: Eukaryota; Viridiplantae; Streptophyta; Magnoliopsida; Sapindales; Anacardiaceae
Product: serine/threonine-protein kinase GRIK1-like
Exons: 11
Coding region: 125-1303 (392 amino acids)
Biological process (GO): intracellular signal transduction; protein phosphorylation
Cellular component (GO): cytoplasm
Molecular function (GO): ATP binding; protein serine/threonine kinase activity
Source: RefSeq, a predicted model, not a curated record
ACCUUAAGCAAAACAUUGAUUUCUUCAAGUUUAAGCAAAAAAAAUUCGUUCUUCAUGAAGUUGGCUUAAACUAAGCAAAUGGUAGUGAAUUUCAACCUGGGGAGAGGAGUUUGUAGCUGCAGUUAUGUCUGGUUUUCUGUGCUCCAAGUUGGAUGAAAAAAUGAGUUUAAGCAAUUCAUUUACAGUCCAUGAGAGUUCCAUCAUUCAGCCAUGGUGGCUCUUCAAGCCCUUUUAUCAGAAUUAUUGUUUAGAUAAUGAUGAUGAUGAAGAGAGGGAUAUCAGUAAAAAAAAGGGAGCUCCGUUAACUCCUUAUAUGUCAAGAGAAAGUUUGUUUACUUGUAAGAAGAUUCCUCCCAAGGAAACUAGCUCACUCAAUUUUGCUGUGCAUAUGAAUGGGAAAAAGAUGAUCAAUGAGUAUGUAAAAGUGAGGAAAAUCAGUCGUGGAAGCUAUGGCAAAGUGGCAUUGUAUCUGAACAUCAACAAUGGAACUCCAUUUGCUAUCAAGACAGUUUGCAAAUCUCGCCUGCGCAAAAUGCGCGUGACACAAUCAGAAACCGCCAUGGCAAAUGUUCGUAGAGAAGUUUCUAUAAUGAAGAUGUUGGAUCAUCCAAAUGUAGUUAAUCUCAUUGAAGUGAUUGAUGACAAAAAAGCAGAUUAUCUCUAUAUGGUACUCGAGUAUGUAGAAGGUGAAACUAUCAGCGAGAUAUCUAGAAAAACAGGACCAAUUGAUGAAUCGACUGCGCGAAGUUACUUCAAGGAUAUAAUUGCAGGAGUCAUUUACUUACAUAGUCAUAAUAUCAUCCAUGGCGAUAUGAAACCCGAAAACCUUUUGGUGACUAGAAGUGGAAGGGUGAAGAUUUGUGAUUUCAGUUCUAGCCAUGCCUUUGAGGGCGCAAACGAUGAGCUUCGGAGAUUCCCCGGGACUGUAGCUGUCACUGCACCUGAGUGCUACUUAGAUGCAUUUUACCAUGGAAAGGCAGCUGAUAUAUGGGCAGUUGGUGUUACUUUUUACUAUAUUGUAACAGGGCAGUUGCCUUUUCUUGGUGAGAGCAUACCUGAAACUUAUGAAAAGAUUCUAAAUAGUCCUCUAUCACUCCCAGAAGAGAUCGAUCCGGAGCUCAAAGAUCUGCUUCAACGCCUUCUCUGUAAAGAUCCGAUACAGAGAAUUACCUCAGAUGUUGCGGCCGAGCAUCCAUGGGUGGUCAAAGAAGGAGGUCUUGUCCCUAGAAAAAGCUCAUGCAGCUGCAGGCUAAGUUGCCUGCUAGCCAAAAGGCACCAAAAUGGGAACCAACAAUAUAUAUAGACAUCUUUAGAUAUAGUUUUGCAAGUCAAUUCAAAGGCAAUAAACAAGCAAGACUUCUUCUAUUUAUAUCAUACAAGAUCAAGAACAAAAGAAUUCAGUACUAUUUUACAGAAGUUUAAUUAAUAUCUAAGCACAUAUCAUAUCAAUAAAAUUCGUUCUCUUCAAUGAUGGGGAGCUCUUGGUUUGAUCUUGAACCUCUUGAAGAAGGCGAGGGCUCUCCCGGUAAGUCAGAAAGGGCGGCGAGAAUCCUGCGAAUGCUACUUGAACGCACCGGUUUGAAGCUCAAUGAUCUGACCAUCUUAUUCUUGGAGAAGAUAUCAGAAGAGUUUGUGAGGAUGAAAUAGACCAAAACCUGAACAAGGACAAACGUUCCAACUUUCAUAAGGGUAUCAGCCAAAUCCAGCUCCAUUUGUUGUGAUUUCUUUGUAGAAGUUUGCUAUAGGUGAAGUGUGUUGUAAUUGAAUUUGUGUUUGAAUAAUGCAUGGAGAGGGAUGUUGUAUAUA